Molecule: messenger RNA, 621 nt
Organism: Cetraspora pellucida
Lineage: Eukaryota; Fungi; Glomeromycota; Glomeromycetes; Diversisporales; Gigasporaceae
Source: the annotation of a GenBank genome assembly
AUGUCAAGCGAAAGAGCUGACAUAUCUGUUCUUACUACCAUUACUAUUAUUACCGCUAGUACAGACAUUUCACCGUUACUGCCAUUACUAAGCAAAUGUCAUUUAAAAGGACCUGCUGGUGUUAUACUUCCGACCAUUAACAUCAGUACUAAAACUGUAACAUUCUGUGCAUCUACUCCUAUUGGUAGUGCACUUACUUCUAUCCCUAGUAAACCCACUUCAAUCUCUGGUAAACCUACCUCUAGUAAACCUACUUCUACCUCUAGUAAACCUACUUCUACCUCUAGUAAACCUACUUCUACCUCUAGUAAACCUACUUCUACCUCUAGUAAGCCUACUUCUACCUCUAGUAAGCUUACUUCUACAUCUAGUAAGCCUACUUCUACCUCUAGUAAGCUUACUUAUACCUCUAGUAAGCCUACUUCUACCUCUAGUAAGCUUACUUAUACCUUUAGUAAACCUACUUAUACUUUUAGUAAGCCCACUUCUAUCUCUAGUAAAUCCACUUCCAUCUCUAGUAAGCCUACUUUUACCUCUAGUAAGCUUACUAUUACCUCUAGUAAGCCCACUUCUAGUAAACCUAUUUCUACCUUUAGUCUGCUUCGAAUUUGGGUUCUGUAG